CGACUGAGCCACCCAGGCGCCUCCAUUUACUUGAUUUAAAAAUCAGCAAUUCUGCAAUACUUUAUGGGGCACAGGAUUUCAGUAGUACAGAGUGGAUUUCUUACCUAGUAGUGAGAAAUGGUGCAACCCAGAAAGCAGAAUACCUUUUAAGUAGCCAAGAAAUUCACUUCAAAUGCAGUUGCUUAUUGAUAAAUAAAAUUAUAUUUAUCAAGAACUUACUGGUAAACAAUAUUCUAAGCACGUUAUAUGUAUAAGCUUAUUUAAUCUUUGAAACAUCUCUGUAUAAUUAAUAAUAAUAAUAUAGUUAUUGAGUAACUUUUACCCCUAGGUUAUUUUACAUGAUAACCUUCAGAUUUCUUUCUCUUCAGACUCAACAUCCUCAGUUCCAUUAUCCAUGAGACAUGAUUUGAAUUUCUUCUCUUUGUCAGGUAUUAUACUUUGUUUAGCUCCCUUUUAAAGGAUGGUAUCCAAAAUCUAUACUCUAGAUGUAGUGUGACAUUUGCAGAGCAAAGUGAGAAUGUCUCUGUUAGUUCUGCAUAUUAUAGUUCUAUUAUUGCAACUUAAACGUACAUAAGCUUAGUGUACUAAAAUAAAAUUAAAACCCCUGAGCCCUUUAAACAUAUCCUACAAAUGUAUCUUUUCUCUCUUAAGCUAUACUUAUGUAGUUGUUUUGUAAUUCAUUAUAGAAUCUCAACAUUUACCCUCUUAAAUUUCUUGUUAGAUAUCAGGUGUUUUUGGAUCCUUGAUUUGUUAACCACUGAUUUUGCUGUCUUUGGAAGCUUCAUGUCACCUGCAGAGUUGAAGGGAAUGCCCAAGUAUCUUCUUCAUUUUGGCCUUACAGCAUGUUCCAGAAGCUUUCCUCCAGAUAAACCUCAUUCCAUGAAGACUUACAGAUGAAGUUAAAUUUGACCCAGCCUGUUGAGAAUUUGAAUUGGAUGAAAAGAAAAUGAGAGGAGAAAGGCUAUAGACAAAAAUCAGGCAUAUGAUGGACCACACAUCCCCGACCUACAUGCUUGCUAACUUAACCCACUUACAUUCUGAACAACUUCUGCAGGGCUUGAAUCUUCUUCGUCAACAUCACGAACUCUGUGACAUCGUUCUUCGAGUAGGUGAUGUUAAAAUCCAUGCUCACAAAGUGGUACUUGCCAGCAUCAGCCCAUAUUUCAAAGCUAUGUUCACUGGAAACCUUUCUGAAAAAGAGAACAGUGAGGUUGAGUUUCAGUGCAUUGAUGAAACUGCUCUCCAGGCCAUUGUGGAGUAUGCCUAUACCGGGACUGUUUUUAUUUCGCAGGACACAGUUGAAUCUCUCCUUCCAGCGGCAAACCUACUCCAGAUAAAGCUUGUCCUAAAAGAAUGUUGUGCAUUUCUUGAAAGCCAGCUUGAUCCUGGUAAUUGUAUUGGAAUUUCUCGUUUUGCAGAGACAUAUGGUUGUCAUGACCUUUAUUUGGCAGCUACUAAAUACAUAUGCCAGAAUUUUGAAGCCGUUUGCCAGACUGAAGAGUUUUUUGAACUUACACAUGCUGAUUUGGAUGAAAUUGUUUCCAAUGACUGUUUGAACGUAGCUACUGAAGAGACUGUUUUUUACGCACUUGAGUCUUGGAUCAAGUAUGACGUACAAGAACGUCAGAAAUACUUAGCACAGCUACUUAACAGUGUGAGAUUACCAUUGCUGAGUGUUAAGUUUCUUACUAGACUAUAUGAAGCAAAUCAUCUUAUUCGUGAUGAUCGCACUUGUAAACAUCUUUUGAAUGAAGCCCUAAAGUACCACUUUAUGCCUGAACAUAGACUUUCUCAUCAGACAGUCCUGAUGACACGACCUCGCUGUGCUCCCAAAGUACUUUGUGCAGUAGGAGGAAAAUCUGGACUAUUUGCCUGUUUGGACAGUGUGGAGAUGUACUUUCCUCAGAAUGACUCUUGGAUUGGUUUGGCACCCCUAAACAUUCCUCGCUAUGAAUUUGGAAUAUGUGUUUUAGACCAAAAAGUGUAUGUUAUAGGUGGUAUUGAAACUAAUGUGCGUCCUGGCAUCACUAUCAGAAAACAUGAAAAUUCAGUAGAAUGCUGGAAUCCUGAUACAAAUACCUGGACUUCUCUUGAGAGAAUGAAUGAGAGCCGAAGUACCCUUGGAGUAGUAGUACUUGCAGGAGAACUUUAUGCAUUAGGUGGUUAUGAUGGACAAUCUUACUUACAAUCUGUAGAGAAGUAUAUUCCUAAAUUAAGAAAAUGGCAACAUGUGGCACCAAUGACUACAACAAGAAGUUGUUUUGCUGCAGCUGUGUUGGAUGGAAUGAUAUAUGCCAUUGGUGGGUAUGGUCCUGCCCACAUGAACAGUGUGGAGCGUUAUGAUCCAAGUAAGGACUCCUGGGAGAUGGUUGCAUCUAUGGCAGAUAAAAGGAUUCACUUUGGUGUGGGUGUCAUGCUAGGCUUUAUUUUUGUGGUGGGUGGACAUAAUGGUGUCUCACAUUUGUCAAGCAUUGAAAGAUAUGACCCUCAUCAAAAUCAAUGGACUGUGUGUAGACCAAUGAAAGAACCCAGAACAGGAGUUGGUGCUGCAGUAAUUGAUAACUACCUUUAUGUAGUCGGCGGUCACUCAGGGUCUUCCUAUCUGAAUACUGUGCAGAAAUAUGACCCUAUUUCAGAUACGUGGCUGGAUUCAGCUGGCAUGAUAUACUGUCGCUGCAACUUUGGAUUAACUGCACUUUGACAAGUGUGGAUUUGUGGAAAUAGUGUGGUAAUGAACCUUGUGCCGCAUGAAAGGAUGCCCAAUUUUCUGAAAUCCAAAAGCUACAUUACUUUCUUAUUAACUUGAAAUAGCAUGAAGACUCAAAGUUCUCCUGGGUACUCUGAACUGAUAAAGUAGCUUUGGUUGCUCUUGAUUACAUAGUGAAUCAAUAAUUUAAAAAAAAAAAAAAAGAACUUGCCAAUUUAAUUGUGCACUUUUUCCCUCCUAAUACUGGGAUAGAGUCGUUUUAUGUUCAUAAGUGUACAUGUGGAGAAAAUCUUGCUGCUUAAAAAAAAAUUUAGCUCUCCCUCUUACUUAAUAUAUGCACCAUGAUUUCCUAGGAUGAGAGAUGCUUCAGUGUUGGAGUGUAUUGAAUGACUAGACAGAGCGCUGAUACUGUCUGUUGGAUAUUAAUUCAUAUGCUUCACAUUUUAAAUAAAGGGCUGCUUUUUUGAGGGGGGUACUGUUAAGGGUUGUAAAUUAUAUACCAUAGUGAGUCAUCUGGAUACUCUUCCUACUAAAUGGCUUUAGGAAUGGGGAUAUAAGAAGUUUGUAGAACAAAUGCUUUUACUAUCAUGAUAUUUGGGGGCUCAUUUUAAGAAGGCAGAUAUUUGCUCUUUAUGCCUUCUUUCUAUGGGCAGGUUAAGGCUGGAUGAAUUUAGCUACCCACCUGUGCUAUACUAAGCAUGGAUAGAAAGAGUUAAGCAUAUCAGUUUCAGUUUUUUUGUUAUUUCCGUAGUACAGCAGGCUUCCCAGUGUUGAUGUAAAUAUUUGACAAAUGUUCAGUACAUUCUAAGUACAUACUGAUUUUUUUUCAUAUAUCCUUAUAAUCAUUUUAGUUUUUUAAGACCUUUGGUUGCUUUUUCAAAGUGUUCAGAUAUAAAAAUGGUGCUAACUGUAGGAUAUAUAACAAGGCUAUAAUGUUCUUUUGAAUGUUCAGUAUGAGAUAUGCAUGAUAGUAUGUUUUGAUAGUAUUUUUUCAUUUUUUUUUUUUUUUUUACUGGCUUGGUUCAUUUGUGCUUAUUAAAAGUGUUAGCAGUUAUGCUAAUGUUAACAUCCAAGAGUCAUCUAAAUGGCCUGUUAUACUUUUCAUGGUUCCUGAAUAGUGAUUUAAAGAAAGAUGCAUUUUUUAAUCUUCUUUCUUCUUGUGCUAGAUAUUAUAUGUCCUUCUUAAAAACAAAUAUAUGCAUUAAAUAUGAAGCACUAGGCAGUUAUGCAUUACUUUGUACACUUCUUAGGUAAUUGAAUAUUUUACAGAGUUACUGAGGAAAACUGGAACUCGAUGUUUACUUGAGUAAUGGUUCUAAAUUUGGUUCUACUUUGACUAAAGAAACAAGCAAGACUGUUUGCUAUAGCCAGUGAUAGUUUAUUUAAAAUUAGUGGUUAGCUCAUUUUGUUUUAGCAUGUUUUAGUAAAUACCUGUCAGUCUUGAACCUAUUACUUUGCAUUUUAUUAGGAUGUCGGUACUUGUAUUUUUGGUACUGUAGUUGUGUUGUUUUCUUUUCCUUGAUUUUUUUUUUUUAACCUGCCUGCUAUCUCUUUAUAGUCUCUGCAAAACCAGUGUACAUUUGUUUUCUAAGAAAAAAUUCAUACUGCAUUCUUAAGUGCCAUAAUAUUCUAAACUAUUGUUAAGAAGCCAUUUGUAAUUAUAAAACAUAGGUUCAUUCAUUAGCAAAUAUGUUAUUUUUUGGAAACUAUUGCCUGGCAAUUUGCAGUUUUUCUUGUUCUUCCAUAAACUGCCAGUGUAGAUUUAAAUACAUAGUGCAAAACUACAUAAAAUCACCUUUAAUCAUGUAAGUAGUAUGCUUUAUGAAUAUUUGCACAGAUUAUAAAACCUUGCAAGUGAUUUUUUAGUCUCUUACAAUUAAGAACUCAACAGAAGUUACUAAUAAAAUUGACAGGCUGAGUAUUUUCUAUGUUGCUUGUUUGAAUAACAUAAUGAUAUAUAGCAAUAACUUUUUAAUUGAUUUGAAUAAAUCUAUUGAAUAGAAACAAGGUGCACUAUUGUGAUUGGCCUAGACUUUAAGGAAAAGCAAUUUAAAAUAGAUUUCAUUACUUACUUAAUUUUAAAUUCUCAACUCAAUCUUUUUUCUGUUUAUAUUAUUAAAUGCAUUCUAUUAUACUAUUUUAAUCUUCUAUCCCCAGAAGAUAAGGGAAUUUGAAAGACAAUAGAAAUUUAUUUUAAUUGUAAACAGAUCUGUACUAUACAUGUUAACAAUGUUUUACUCAUGUGUCAUCCCCACUAUCAAAUUGUUAUUAAACAUAGAAUCACUUGGUAAAUUAGACCAAAGGCAUAUAUUGAUCAUUGUUUUGGAAAACUCAAAACUUUAUCUUGCUAAAGACUAAAUGUGAAACAUCUUGGGCAAUAGUAGAAACUGUAUACCAGAGAAAAAAUUAUAAAAACCUGUAAAAAGAAAGAAAACAACCCCAAACUUUUGAAAUAACUAAUUUUGGGUUUACCAAACCUACGGUACUAUCCAUAACAACCAGAGGUAUUGUAACCUGACAACUGAUAACUUUACAGUAGACCUUCUCGUAUGGAUUUCUGAGAAGUUUCAUCAUGAAUACUUUGCUGACAGAUUGUGAAUUUAAAGUCACAUGUUUUUCAUGUCAAAACUCAUCAAAGUGUUUGCUUAUAAAUGAUAUUAGACAUAAUUUUAUAUACUCAGGCAAUGGGAAGAAAGCUGUUUAAGAUUGCCCAGAAAUAUUUUGGGAAAAAAAAAGGUGACAAUGGAAAUAGAAAGUAUCUAAUCACCUGGAAGAUAAUUGCCUUCCAUAAUUAUGACGACUUAAUCUUGUAGGAAUGUUUGGGUAUUUAAUCUUUGUUAAAUAUAGUAAUAGAACUUAAGUGAUUUUUAAUGUAGCCCAAAGGAUGUUUCCAUAGGUUAUUGCUAAUAAUGUUUUAAAUAUGAAUGAAUAUCAAACUAUAGAAAGUGAUAUCAAAUGGUAGGAAAAUGGCAUUAGGUUUUGAAAAAUUAUUUUGCUAGCUUGACAAAUUAUGGAGGGUCUACUAUAUAGAUGCACGUGGUAUUGUGCCAGAUUCUGUCAGGGCUAGAAAUAUUAUAAAUAAUAGAUACAGUCUUUUCACUCAAUGAGUGAAGUAUGGUGAGGGAGACCUGUACCCAAAUAACUAUUAUGGUAAAGUAUGAAUCUAAUUCCUUAUAACCAAUAUCACUAGAAGUGAUUAGACACCCAGUUUAUGUAUAAACAUUUGUGUCCUUUAGUGUCCAGUUAGGUUUUAUUGACAUGUAAAGAAUUAUAGAAAACCUAAUGUUUAUAGAACUCUAAACUUCCUGGAAUUGGAUAAUAUAUUUUCUAUUAGAAAAACAAAAUUGUAGAAACUGCAAAAAAAUUAUUUACUAUAUUACAAGGCUCUGGCUAACAUUGAAAAAGUAUAUGUACCUAUAAUGCUGUGUUUGUUUUCAGUUUUGGUGUUGGAUUUCUGGUAUUGUCACCUAAGUGCUCAUUUUCAGGAAAAUCAGAUUCUACAAUAAAUAUACUGCUUAAAAGUUCAAUAAACUUGUGAUAACCUCUAUAACCUCUGUAGUCUGAAAAUAAAGAAAUUAGAAGAUGUCACAUGUCAAGUUAACAUCCAGUUCUACUUCUUAAUCUUUUUUUUUUUCUUUCCUUUGUAAAACAGCACUUUAAUUAGACCUGGUUUAAUUAGAUACAUUUAUUCUGUGGCUGGAUACAUAUUGGAUUUUCACUUACAGUAUAUUAAUUCAGUGUUGAUACACAUUUGAAAAGAGUAAAAAAUACAUUGUUUCAAAUACUAUAGGUUUACAAGUUUUCUUACUGGUGUGAAUAUGGAGUCAAUAAAAAUCCAGUUUACAUCUCUGUAGAGAGAAAAAUUGUUAUCCAUAUGUCUUUUAUAUUAUACAUAUUUAACUAGAGAUAAUUUAUUAUUAAUUUUGUCAACUUAUCAUGUGUAAGUCCCGUUUAUUUUAAAAUAAUAAGCAAAAAGUUCCAAGUUUGCCUUAAAAUACAAGUGAAAUUAAAGAACUGGAUGAUAAUGCCUCUAUUUUUGCCUUAUGAAUUGUGCUGUAUCAUAAACCAGAGAUGGUUUUGAUUUUAACAGGAUUCUGAAAUUUUGUAGAUGUAGAGUACUAAUAUUUGUACUCUCUUGCAAAGAAUGUGAUGUAGUUGUGCAUUAUGUUAAUGUUUAAAUGUUUUUGUAAAUGUAUCUUACCUCUGAAUAUGUAUCUUUUUAGCAUCAGGGUUUUAUUUUUGUUUACAUGGUAAAGUGGCAUUUAACUUGUUGAAAGCUGUAUUCUUUUGUCUUUUAUUUUAAAAGUUCUUUGUGUGUACUGUUGUGGUGAUGCUCUGUAAUGACUAUGGUUAAAUUUCAUUUAAUGUGAAAUGUUUAAAAUAAAUUUGAGAAACAUGA
Leopardus geoffroyi (Geoffroy's cat) is the source of this 7106-nucleotide messenger RNA. It is a transcript of the gene KLHL28, whose product is annotated as kelch like family member 28. Bases 983 to 2701 code for a protein of 572 amino acids. Gene Ontology annotation, molecular function: protein binding. The record is from RefSeq and is a predicted model, not a curated record. The transcript has 6 exons. Lineage: Eukaryota; Metazoa; Chordata; Mammalia; Carnivora; Felidae.